This is a messenger RNA of Bipolaris victoriae FI3, 1848 nucleotides long. RefSeq lists its product as hypothetical. NCBI's taxonomy places the organism in Eukaryota, Fungi, Ascomycota, Dothideomycetes, Pleosporales, Pleosporaceae. The coding region runs from base 1 to 1848 and encodes 615 amino acids. The record is from RefSeq and is a predicted model, not a curated record. The transcript has 2 exons.
AUGAUCCUAGGACAAAAAGCACCAUUCUCUUCUUGCGACAACAUUCCUGCGCAGUCCCUUUCAUCUGCGCAUCGUUACAAAGACAGCGGCCACCCUUCAUGGAGUUGGCUGCCCGGUCACAGCCCGGAGUAUGAACUCACUCCCACUGCAAACAGGUUCAGCAUCCUAGCAGACCCUAGCAAUUCAUCGACAUAUUCACCAUGGCAUUCCAACGCAUCGACCUCUAAUGCCAACUUGCGGCGGCGGCGUAAACGUGCCGGAAAGCGCCACAAGGUCCAGAGAAAAAGUGCUGGAAUUGUAAGGCUGCCAACAACGGAGAGUAUCGUCGCACUUGGUCAUGAGAUCUCCACACUGUGUCUCGAGAAUAAAUCGUUCGCUACCGAGGACCCUCGAGGUCUAAACCAGAGUCGAUGCGUCCCAGACGUUACCACCAGCCGUUGCUUUGCAAUCAACGGGUCCGACUGGCCGCCGCAGCUACAAUCAGAUACACUACCCACCCCAAUCCAAUUCACGAAUCCACCGCCGCCGAGUGUGAAAUCAUGCGCGUCAGUGGAAACAACACUUGCCUCGAGUUUCGAACCGUCAAGCGUGCCACAAAAGCAACCACAAUUGUUUGACCUUUCACAAUUCCUUGAUUACCACGACGCCACAUACCGUUGGCUGUCGAAAUCUGCAUUCUCGCAACCUUUGGUUACAACAGAAGUCUCCCAAGGUUCAAAUAGUCUUGCCAAUUCGGCACUAUUAUUCCUCGCACAACAAGAGAAACCGGCAGCUGCAGCUUGCGGACACACCUUCAGGAAACCUUUGUCCCCCGUCCCCCCAUCUGAAGACGCCUUUGACUGGCAUCAGACAGUUCUAGCUACACUGGGUUUGAGAGAACGCCAUCUCGUCACCACCCCCUUCCAGGCCCCUAGGUUGAAGCUUCCAUUCAAACACUCAACGCAAAAAUUCAUGGAGGCACCACCCAUUUCCGUGUCUACCGGACAUGGAACAAAAGAUCACCAUGCUAAGGAGACCUGUCGACGUCUACCGCUUCCACUAUCAUGCUUGCAAGCAUUUGGGGGUUUCCGAUCCGCAUCCAACCCGUUCCUGUACGACAACUGGACGGUACCUCGGCCAACAAUCCCAUUGCCACUGCCUCUGUCGGUGCUCCAUCCUCCUCAAAAAGCGUCUCCGAUAGAUCCAUUUCGCAUGGCUAGAAUGGAGUCUCACCCAUUUUUGCACAGCGAUACGGCUUCCAUGGGUCAUUCAAAUGGACAUUGUCCUCUGACAGCAAGUUUCACAUGUCCUUGUCUCUCGAAAAACUGGGAACCCAGAGGUGAUGGCCUUCCAUACCUAUCCGGGCCCACCGGCAACUUGAACAUGCGACAUGAUAGUGGCUGCACUCUGCGUGUUGAGGCCAUGUCAACGCCUAACGAAUCAACGACAAGCAGAUACCCUGACGAAGUCCGAGCCCAACAAGUCGACUCCGUAUUUGCCAAUCGAAACCCAUGGGUAAAUGGACGCCUUCGCUCGCAUCCUCCUAUAUCUAGCAGAUACUGUCUGGACUACUGGACGAGGGUGGGCUCGAAAUAUUUGCAAAAUGAUAUCCACCCCGCUUUCAUAACUCCCAAUCAAGAGCUUGAACCAGAGGAAGAAUGGGUUUCUAUUUCUCGAGAAUUCGACCGACCCCCGAACGAAGACGAUAUAGAUGGCUUUGUGAACGUGGGCUCGGACGAAGAGUACGAAAUGGUGCAGCGCAAUACCACACUCUAUGAACUCGACGGAUGGGAAUGUAUCGGCCAUUCUCUCAUUGCCGAAAUUGUGUCUUGUGACUUUGAUGAGGACGAUUAUGAGGAAUUCUUGUAG